CACAAGGAACUUCAGCUUUCCCCUCCUCCCUCCCGUGCUCUGCUUGGCGAUUUUGGAAGCAGGAUGUCCAAGCACUGCGUCGUCGUCAUCUGGAUGCUGCUGCUGCUGCUGCUGCUGGGGGCGGCAAAGAUCCAUGGUGAUGGGAAUCCAACCAACCCGGCGGCUGCUGCUCCGGCAGGGAACCCGGCCAACGAGCUCGUGGCGCUGGUCAACGGCAGGAGGGCGGCGAGCAAGCUGCCGUUGCUGCGGAACAGCGCCGGCCUGGGCUGCAUGGCGCUGCAGUACAUCUCCGAGUGCAUGGCCAUGGCCGCCGCCGCCUGCAGCAGCGACAACACGGUGGCGUGCCAGCCCCCGGAGGCCCACAUCACGGAGGUGUACGCCACCAACUGCGGCGUCGAGCUCCCCACGGUGGACAUCAUCUCCGGCCGCCUCGUCGGCUGCUGCAACCACCGGGAGGACGUGAUGGUGGCCUCGGCCAUGGCCAAUGGCAAUGGCAGCACCCAGAGCCAGAUGAUGCUGGGAAAGGAGCACUCCCAGGUGGGCGCCGCCUUGGACCGCCACGGCCGGGACGGGCCCUUCUUCUGGUGCCUCCUCUUCAGCAGCGGCAGCGCCAACUCCACCUUCCUGCUCGACGCCGGCGGCAAGGGCAUCCACCAGACCCACGGCUGCUUCAGCGCUCCGGACACCACCACCUGCAACGCCGCCGCGCCUGUCGCCGGCGCCGGCGCCCUCCUACUCCUAUUCCUCUUCCAUUUCCUCCCCAUCCUCCUCCUCUCCUGAUUCACUCCCAAGUCCCAAGAGUCCUAGGAGGAAUGGAAUGGAAAGGAAUGGAGCAUGUAUUCCUAGACAAGUAGACAGUGCAGAAUGGCUGAUGCAAAAACAAAUCCUUGACUUGGACAAUGAGUAGGUAAAUAAACAAACUGAAAAUGCAUGCCAAUACAGUUCCAUUCCAUGA
Molecule: messenger RNA, 955 nt
Organism: Setaria italica (foxtail millet)
Lineage: Eukaryota; Viridiplantae; Streptophyta; Magnoliopsida; Poales; Poaceae
Exons: 2
Coding region: 64-780 (238 amino acids)
Source: RefSeq, a predicted model, not a curated record